Molecule: messenger RNA, 3891 nt
Organism: Acipenser ruthenus (sterlet)
Lineage: Eukaryota; Metazoa; Chordata; Actinopteri; Acipenseriformes; Acipenseridae
Product: cytoplasmic phosphatidylinositol transfer protein 1-like
Exons: 10
Coding region: 834-1781 (315 amino acids)
Biological process (GO): phospholipid transport
Cellular component (GO): cytoplasm
Molecular function (GO): phosphatidylinositol transfer activity; phosphatidylinositol binding
Source: RefSeq, a predicted model, not a curated record
GUUAGUCAUCAUCACAGAAUCGUUUUCCUUUCCUUAUAUUACGCACAACUACAGUACUUUUCAUUGAAAAAGAAUCCUGUGUGAUUUAAUUUCCCUCUAGAGGUCAGUGUGGUGAAUUCAAAAACUGAAGGGCUGGUGCUACGGACAUCAACACCCUGAAACGUACAGGAGGGGAGCUUAAAAACCACUCGCUUUGAAAGAACUACUCCGGUUGUGCAGGGGUUUCAUCAGUGCAUUUCAUUCUGAAAAAAAGCACAGUAAAACUAAAUAACGGGAAACGCCACGGCUAAGCGAAAAGCUUCACUUCUAAGGAGUGUAUGCCUCAAACAUUAAGUUUUUAGAACACGUAUCAGAAGGAGCUCAGACAAAUAUAUAUAUAUAUAUAUAUAUAUAUAUAUAUAUAUAUUUUAUAGGAAAUUGAGCGGUGAGUGUUCAGCUGCCGAGAUGUCAGCGCAGAGCUAGGUAAUACUGCGAGCACAGUGGUUUUUUGUUUAUUUAUUUAUUUUUUAACUGUAAAAAUACACUUCACCAGAGUAGUAUUUUCCAUUGAAUAUAUGUUGUUGUUUUUUUUGCUUUGUUUUUUUAUGUAGCGUUAAAUAUAGUGUAUAUAUAAACUUUUAAAUUCGGUGGAUUAAAAACUACCAUUGAGCCUGUGAUGGAGAAGUGAAAUGGAGGACCUCGGAAUAUUUUGACAACAGCAGGGUCCUCUGGCAGUUUGUGAUUCUGGAAACUUGGCACUUGUUCUGGAGUCUGCAUCCUCAAGCAACACCAACCCACUCUCUCCUACUGAGUGCCUUUGGUCAGACUGUUUACUGACUCCCAGUACCACAGCCAUGCUACUGAAAGAAUACCGGAUCUGUAUGCCUCUCACAGUGGAGGAGUACAGGAUCGGCCAGCUGUAUACCAUCAGCAAACACAGCCACGAGGAGAGCGACAAGGGGGAAGGCGUAGAGGUGGUGCGAAACGAGCCACACAUAGACCCCGUCCAUGGAGAGGGGCAGUUCACAGAGAAGAGGGUACACCUGUCCAGUAAGCUUCCCAGCUGGGCUCGAGCUGUGGUUCCCCGCAUAUUUUAUAUCACAGAGAAGGCCUGGAACUACUAUCCUUACACAAUCACAGAAUAUACGUGCUCAUUUUUACCGAAAUUCUCUAUUCAUAUAGAAACAAAAUAUGAAGACAAUUGUGGAGACAAUGAAAAUAUUUUUAAUACAGAUAAAAAUAACUCAGAACGUGAGGUGUGUUUCCUGGACAUUGCAUAUGAUGAUAUCCCAGACAGACACUACAAAAGCUCAGAGGACCUGCGGUGCUUUGCGUCAGUAAAAACAGGACGGGGACCCUUGAAAGAGGGCUGGAGAGAGAAAGACAAGCCAGUUAUGUGCUCCUACAAACUGGUCAGCAUCAAGUUUGAGGUGUGGGGGCUCCAGACCAGGGUGGAGCAGUUUGUGCACAAGGUCAUCAGUGAUAUCCUGUUAAUAGGACACCGGCAGGCCUUUGCAUGGGUGGACGAGUGGUACAAUAUGACAAUGGAUGAAGUGCGGAAGUACGAGAGAGACACACAGGAAGCCACCAACGAGAAGAUCGGGCCAGUGACACCCACAAUCUCCGUCAGUGAGGUGUCCAAGCCGUCCACUUCACACAGCGCCCCUUCCAGCGCUCCCUCCACCCCCGUCAACGGAGACCCUCCUGACUUCCUCAGUGUGCCCAAAGACCGGCCACGCAAGAAAUCCGCUCCCGAAAUGCUUACCCUCCCGGAGAUGAGGGAACGCUCACACCCCAAGUAGAGAUCAACUGGAUUUGCCACCAAAACUCUCUCUUUUUGUUUUGUAUUGCAGCAGCUAAAAACUAUAAUACACACACACACACACGGACACACACUUUUGAAUAUUGAACCCUAAGAGGUUUUAUUUUAUAUUCACACCAAUCAGUCAGGGGAGUCAUUUAAUGCAGAAUGACAGUUGUGCAUAGCUGACUGUUUUUUGUUUUUUUAUUAAUUUUAAAAUAUUACUGGGCACCGGUGCUGAAUUAGUGAAGGUAUCACUGAUCACUUGAGUGUAGAGAGUAGCACUUUCUCAUUAGAGGUUAAAAUUCUCAUUAACUGAAUAGUGUUAUCGGUGCAGCAUGAUGGCACCAGAGAGCCAAGAAUAGUUUUAUUUGUGUGUUCGUUAUUGAUUCACAGGACUGAAGAAUAUUUAAAAGGAUUUUGGAGGUGCAUGUCAGUAGUACUACAAAGCUCUGGAAGAGGAUAUGUGAAUAUCAGCUUUUAAUUUAUAAAGUUCUCCUUCUUUAUGCACGGCCCAGUCUAAUACUUCUAUCCCUUUAAAAAUAAGCUGUCUCAGCCACUGGAAUAAAACCAGUUGGACAACUUCUAAUCCUUCCAGGAGGAUUCCAUUUCAGGUGGGAACAAUUAACGUUGCUGAAACUUGUCUUCCCCUGAAGAUCGUGCUGCCAUUGAGGUUAGUAGUGCUGGUUUUGCCCAUCGUAUCAUGUGUUUUCUCAGAAGACUGAAUUAGCUGCUUGUACAUUUCAAAGAAGCAAGACAAACUGUUGGAUCUACUGUUGCAGACACCUCUCAUCAGAAAAAAAAAUCUCAUUGCAAAAUCUUGUUAUGCUAACUAGCAUGUAAUGAUGCCAUAAGAAACACACCACUUUUAACCUUACUGGUUAAGAUUUUUCUUUCCUGUAAUUCCAAGCAUUUGUGAAAUUUUUUUGUAUGUUUUUUUUUUUUUUUAGAAACUUCAUGCAUUUAUUUUAAUGUUAAUGCUUUCUAGAUUAUGUGAUUUGCACUUCAGCCUUUGUGUUUUUUUUAAAAUUUAUUUUUAUUUAGGAGUAAUUCGAAGUCCUGAAUCAUAGUGUAGUUUGCUUAUAACCUACUGUACAUGCAUAUUAGUAAUACAAAAACAUUUUGCAAAUGUUCUUUGUCGUCUUGUAAUACAUUAUUAGCAGAGAUACAGGCUCUGUAAUGUUAAUUUAGUGUGAUACAGGACUUUUGAAUCACCCUACAGAAUGUAUGAUGUGGAUAGGCAGUUAUUGGAUCAAAAAUGUAACUGAAUGAAGUCAAUCUUCUCUUAUGCAACAAAUGGUGAACUCCUAGAUGUUUAUCGGUUAAGGCACCCUAUACAAAAAGUGCAUUUUCCACCAACAUUUGACUACUUUUCCCCAGACUGUUAGGUAGACAAGGAAUAGUAAACGUCACUUUGAAUCUUUAUCUGUUGUUCUUUUAAAAUGCAUGCGACUUGAUUGACGCUGUAUCGCAGUAGACUGAAGCUCUAUAAUUCAGUGAUUUAUCUUCUCUCAUUUUUUUUGUCUACCAUCUCAAUGUUUGUUCUAAUAGGAAAUAAAGCUCUUGCUAAGUCACUUCAGAAGUCUCUCUUAUAUUGAAAGGUUGUCCAGAUACUGUGCUCUUUUCAUUAUAAUUCUGUUGUUGGGAGCAUAGCUAAGAGAAUGUGCUGUUUCUAAUGAGAAUGCUAUUGAAAUAGAAUGAUGUGGACCAAAGGGGCCACAACUAGAAUGUAACCGGUUCCAUACUAUAAAGGGACCUUACUGAUACAGACUACUGCCUACUGUAUAUAUUUAAUGCUUGCACUGAAGACUACAUUACAAACCCACAUGAUGUUACACAAUGUAUAAAAUAUGCCUCCCUUUUUUCUUCAUGGAACUGGCCUAUUGAUAUAUUUCACUUUGCAGUAUACAAAUUAACCCCAGUCGUGCCGAUACUCUCUGUUUGCUGGUUUACAAGAUCAGUUGUUACAAUUCCAUGGCUCUAUUUGAAUGUUUUAAGAAGAAUUACAUAGAAAAAGGACCAGCUUGUGGCACUACUAAUAAAAUGUGUCGUAGGACUUAACUGUAGAAUGUACUUCUUUUUUUUUUUAUUAAAAUAUAUUUUCCACGCUG